Messenger RNA from Rhipicephalus sanguineus (brown dog tick), 1311 nucleotides. RefSeq names its product tigger transposable element-derived protein 6-like. The record is from RefSeq and is a predicted model, not a curated record. The transcript has 2 exons. NCBI's taxonomy places the organism in Eukaryota, Metazoa, Arthropoda, Arachnida, Ixodida, Ixodidae. Gene Ontology annotation, molecular function: DNA binding. Bases 1 to 1311 code for a protein of 436 amino acids. Gene Ontology annotation, cellular component: nucleus.
AUGUGGAAGACGGUGUGCAUAGCGAAGGAGUUAGGACUGACGCCUUCCACCUUGAACUCCAUCGUUGCAAAACGGAUCGAAAUUGAAGAAAAUGCCCGAACCUUCGACGUCAAGUGCAAGCAAGCCCGGAGUUCGGAGCACGUGCAGCUUGACAAGGCCGUUUUCGAAUGGUUCAAACAAGCCAGGGCCGCAGGAGUUAACUUCGACGGUACCAUCCUGCGAGAGAAGGCACUCGAGAUCGCCGACAAGCUCGGCCUCAAGGACUACGAGCCGAGAGACAUAUUCAAUGCCGAUGAAGCAGGCCUUUUUUUCAAGGUACAGCCCUCUAAGACGCUGAGCCUAAAAGGCGAGGCUUGCCACGGUGGAAAAUGCAGCAAGGAACGACUAACGGUGCUGCUGUGCUGCAACUCCGAUGGUUCGGAAAUGAUGAAACCGUGGGUGAUAGGAAAGUUUCGAAACCCACGCUGCCUUAAAAAUAUCCGUCACCUGCCCUGCCACUACAACAAUAAUACCAAGGCGUGGAUGACGUGUUCACUUUUUGAGGAGUUCUUGAGAUACAUGGACUCUAAGAUGGGCUGCCAGAACAGAAAAGUCAUUCUUUUUCUCGACAACUGCUCCACACAUCCCAAGGACACUGCGUCGCUGCGGAACGUAAAGGUAGUUUUUCUUCCUGCCAACACCACAAGCCACCUUCAGCCCUUGGACGCUGGAAUAAUAAAAAAUGUAAAGCACUUCUACCGCAAGUGCAUUGUAAAGCGGUCCCUGGCCAGCGUGGAGCGUGGGCAGCAGCCGGCAGGCGUCACCAUCUUAGAUGCCAUGCAUUAUUUAGCAUCGGCGUGGAGCGCCGUCACUGCUGCUACAGUUGAACACUGCUUCAACAAGUGUUUCGGUGUGCGCGCAGAUGACACAACAGAAGCUGUUGGAGACGGUGCGUUCGCAGACUGCGACGAACUGAACACUGCCAUGGAGACUGUUGGUGCCAGUGGAAUCGCGUACAGUGACUACGCUUCUGUUGACGACGCCGUUGUCACCUCCGCGAUGUUAUCCGUCGACGACAUCGUGGCUGAGUGCGCCAGUGACGAGGAAGUUGAGGAGGAGGAGGAGGUGGAGGAGGUGGAGGUGGAGCGGAUACCGGAGCCAACGUUCUCAUCGGCCGUAGCGGCACUGGAUUUAUUGCGAAGAUAUGUGCGCACCAGUGACGAUGGCGAGAGCCACAUGGCACUACAGGUGCUUGAAAAACGCCUUGUGCUUGUCGGGCGUGAGAAGAUGCGCCAGGCAACGCUGCAUGAUUUUUUCAAGCGAAAGAAUUAA